This is a messenger RNA of Thunnus maccoyii (southern bluefin tuna), 2111 nucleotides long. It is a transcript of the gene aamp, whose product is annotated as angio-associated, migratory cell protein. The record is from RefSeq and is a predicted model, not a curated record. Gene Ontology annotation, cellular component: cytosol. Gene Ontology annotation, molecular function: protein binding. The transcript has 11 exons. The coding region runs from base 205 to 1461 and encodes 418 amino acids. Lineage: Eukaryota; Metazoa; Chordata; Actinopteri; Scombriformes; Scombridae.
CGCCGAAACAUGUGAAGAAAACAUGGGGACUCUGUUAUUUUGAUAUUUAAGUAUUGCUUAUCUAAAUUCACAUAACGUUUAUUAGCGAAAGUGUAGCUUUAAAUACGUUACGAGUCUGUGCGUAGCUAAAAGUAGUAGCUAGCUUUACCAGCUCGCUUAACGUUACUUUUCGGUUGUUUUACUAGCUUUCAGCGUGCUAACAGUAUGGAUAACACGGAGGAAAAUGCGAUUGACAUCCACGGAGAUGAGGAAAUUAUUGAGGUUAUCGACCUAAACGACACGGAGCCUGGUCCCGAUGAUUUGGCUGACAACUUGGAGGACGUCGACUUUGAAGAGCCUGAGAACGCAGAUGAUGAUGAUGAGGGCUGGGAGACGGAGGACGAUAUGGAAGCAGAGGCAGAGCAAGAUGACAGCGAGCUCACCUUCUCCAAACACACCGGCUCUGUGUUUUGUGUGAACUUGGAUCCAGCCACAAACACCCUGGCGGUAACAGGAGGAGAGGACGAUAAGGCGUACGUUUGGAGGGUGAGCGACGGAGAGGUUCUAUUUGAGUGCACAGGCCACAAAGACUCUGUGACGUGCGCCGUGUUCAGCCACGACUCCGCCCUGGUGGCUUCGGGCGACAUGAGCGGCGUGAUUAAAGUCUGGAAAGUGGAGACCAAACAGGAGAUCUGGUCCUUCGAAGUGGGCGAUCUGGAGUGGUUGGAGUGGCAUCCGUGUGCUCCGGUGCUGCUGGCGGGAACAGACGACGGCAACGUGUGGAUGUGGAAGAUCCCCUCAGGAGACUGUAAAACCUUCCAGAGCUCUGCAUGCCAGGCCACCCGUGGCAAAGUCCUUCCCGACGGUAAACGGGCUGUGGUGGGUUAUGAGGACGGAACAGUGCGCGUGUGGGAUUUGAAGCAGGGCAAUGCUAUCCACGUCAUUAAAGGUCAGGACGGACACAAGGGGGCGCUGACCUGUCUGGCGUGCAACAAGGACGGCUCUCUGGUGCUGACGGGGUCAGUGGACGGCUGCGCCAAACUCAUUAACACGGCAACGGGCAAGGUGGUCGGAGCUUUCUGUGUGGAUGGAGGCGUAGCCAAAGGAUCGAACGACGAUGAAGAAUCCAACUCUGUUGAGUCUGUGGGAUUCUGCAACAUCCUGCCUCUCAUAGCUGUAGCUUACCUGGACGGGACUCUGGCCAUAUAUGAUGUCUCCACACAAGUCUUGAGGCACAGGUGCCAACAUGAGGCGGGCAUUGUUCACCUGCAGUGGGAAGAGUCUUCCUCCGUGGUGUCCACCUGCAGUUUAGACGGAGCGCUGCGCCUGUGGGACGCUCGCUCCGGCAACAUGGUGUCAGAGUACCACGGCCACAACGCAGAGAUCCUCGACUUCACCGUCAACAGGGAAGCGUCCCUCGCUGUAACCGCCUCAGGAGACAACCAGUCGAAAGUCUUCUGCCUCCAAAGGCCCGAUCGGUAAAGAGCAGGAGAGAGCGGGAAGAAAAGGAGACGGAGAGGAGACAUUUCAGGAAAUAUAGCAAAAGACAUUUGAUGAUCAGACUUUUUGUUCUCUGACACAAGAGAGCACUUUCUCCUUCUCCUCAGGAUUUUAAUAUGAUGUGUGGUGUUACCAUCUUAUCUGACAGGCUUCAGCUGUGCUCGGUGUAGCUUAAUUGGUGCAACUAAAGUAGCUGAGAAAGAGUUUUUUGGUCUGGUUUGAAUGACCAAUACAGAUCUUCUUGUCUACACCAUCCUUUAUAACAAGCUGUUCCUCAUUACUUUAUUCGAGUUACACUCAUAUGCAAGAAUCCAUGAGAGACUAAACAAAGUGAAAUUCAAAGAGUGAUGCAUUAUGUGUGUCCUGCCUUUGACAUCCCUUUUUAAUGUUCUUUUAAUGUUCUGUCCUCCACUACUUAGAGAUGAAACAGUAAUUAAAAAGGGGAUUUUCCUUUGGUCUACAUCAUCUUUUUUUUUUCCAUAAUUGGAGUUUUGUUUGCAAAAUUUCUCCCCCGAGGGUGUGCGUGUGGUCUUCCAGCUCUGAGACUGAGUUAUCUCGCCAAAUUUUAAUGUAAAUACAAUAUGAUAAGUAAUAUACUUUCUUCUUGGUAACCAUUAAAAUCAUUUUCAGUC